Messenger RNA from Argiope bruennichi, 962 nucleotides. RefSeq lists its product as uncharacterized. NCBI's taxonomy places the organism in Eukaryota, Metazoa, Arthropoda, Arachnida, Araneae, Araneidae. Bases 246 to 758 code for a protein of 170 amino acids. The transcript has 6 exons. The record is from RefSeq and is a predicted model, not a curated record. Gene Ontology annotation, cellular component: prefoldin complex; cytoplasm. Gene Ontology annotation, biological process: protein folding; regulation of DNA-templated transcription.
UGCUACAAACAAGUUUAAUCAAAGCUAAAGUAAGAUGAAAAAUGAUCAUGAAAUUUGAAGACAUAGAAUUUCUGUCUGUUCAUGUGUUCUUUCAGAGACAGUAGAUGAAAUCGCUGCGUACACAGAGAAGCUCACAGAUUUAAAUUUACAGUGUCUUCAAGGAGUCUCAGAUUCAUGUUUCCAAGAUUCUCUUAAAUUUCCUUUCCUAUUAAAAUUCUCAUCUUUUCAUCAUAUUAUCUUGCAAGAUGACUGCCACAAAUUUGGAUGUCACACAACCUUCUUUCCAAGAGAACAUAGAAGAUACGAAGGCAAUGUCGUUGUUGCAAAUACUUCGCCAAAAGGAGGAGACGGAGGCUGAAGUAGAAUCCUUGUGCAAUUUGAUGUAUCAGUUAAACAAAGCACAUCUUCAGUAUGAAUCCACAGUGGAGAUACUUCAUAAACUGAAUUCGACCAAAGACGGGAUGCCUGCAGUUAUACCGCUCACGAAUAGUAUGUAUGUUCAGGGAGAUCUCUGCAAUAUAAAUAAAAUCAUACUGACUUUAGGAAGCGAGUACCAGAUGGAAGUUGAUAAAGAGACGGCUAUAAGCCAUUUCAUAAGGAAGAUUCAAAGGGUUAGAGGAAAAAUAGGUACAACCCAAAAGAUACUGGCAGCUAAAAUUUUAGAGCGAGAGCAAUUGAAGAAAGCUGCCGCUGAAAAAUAUUAUGAGGAAAAUAAGAAAAACGAAAUGGAACCCUUCCCUGCUCUUCUCACCGGAUGAAAAUAUUGGAGAAUCGUAGUUUUUGAAAAGUUCCAAAUUACACCCACUUUUUUUUCUUUUUUUUCGGUAUUUAGAUGUUCUAAAAAGUUUCUUGCAGCUGAAGCGGAUGUUUUGAAAUGAUGCCACUUUUGUCGAACAUUUGAAGUGUUCAUGAGAUUUUAGAAUAUCUAAAUUAGAACUUUGCACUAAAGUAAGAAUAUUCAA